Messenger RNA from Babjeviella inositovora NRRL Y-12698, 177 nucleotides. RefSeq names its product Zn(II)2Cys6 transcription factor domain-containing protein. The annotation marks the transcript as partial. Gene Ontology annotation, molecular function: RNA polymerase II cis-regulatory region sequence-specific DNA binding; DNA-binding transcription activator activity, RNA polymerase II-specific; zinc ion binding. The record is from RefSeq and is a predicted model, not a curated record. Gene Ontology annotation, biological process: regulation of transcription by RNA polymerase II. Lineage: Eukaryota; Fungi; Ascomycota; Pichiomycetes; Serinales. Gene Ontology annotation, cellular component: nucleus. The transcript has a single exon.
AUGAACACAUCCGAGGCAUCCAAGCCUAGAAAGCGCCACAGAAUCCCAGUCUCCUGUCUCGCCUGUCGCAAGAGAAAGGCCAAGUGUGAUCGUGGCCGGCCGCAUUGUGCCAACUGCGUGGCAAAGAACUUGAUCCACCUCUGCCACUACGAGGAGUCUCCGUGGUUUGUCCAGGCG